Molecule: messenger RNA, 722 nt
Organism: Racocetra persica
Lineage: Eukaryota; Fungi; Glomeromycota; Glomeromycetes; Diversisporales; Gigasporaceae
Source: the annotation of a GenBank genome assembly
AUGUUUGACCCCCCUUUGGCAAUUUAUCCAAAUCUCAGCAAGAAGACCCCCCAUCCUCUUUUAGAGAAAAUAACUGCUUACAAGAAAAAGGAAAAACAGCCCACUCAAUUUGACCAAGUUAAUUCUUUAACCAAAAUCAAAGAACAAAAUCCUAAACUCAAACAAAUCUUCUCCCAAAUUCUCCAAAAUAUUCCCAAACAACGAGUUCCUACUAUUUGGUUAAACUUUCAAAAGAGGAAAAAAGAAAAUCCCAAAGCAGGUUUGCCUCAACCAAAACCCCUCCAUCGUUAUCGUUCUUUUACUUAUCCUCAACAUGGCUUUAAAAUUGAGAAAGGGCAAUUAGUUCUCUCCCGAGGUCGAGGCUAUUCUGAACUAAAAAUUAAUAUCCGAUUACACACCCAAAAGAAAAAUGGUAAAAAAGAGGUAGAAGUUAAACAAUUCCCUAAAACUGGUAAAGAAGUGGGAAUAGAUAUGGGAUUGAAUGAUUUUUGUGCUACUUCCGAUGGAGAAAAGUGCGAAAUUAAACAAUUCUAUCGCAAGCAACAAGAGCAGUUAGCCAAACUAACAAAAAAACUAAGUGGAAGCAAGCAUAAAAGAAACAAGAAAGACAAAACUAAACCCAGUCAAAGGUUUUUCAAAAUCAAAUCAAAGUUAUCUAGGCUAUAUGAGAAAAUUUCUAACCAAAGAGCCGACUGUUCUACAAAAAUUAUUUCAAUUGACCG